GGUUACUCUAUUAGUUCCCGACGCUGGGGUUCUUCCUUUUUGCUGAGUAGAAGAAGAAAAAAGUUGCAGCCACCAAAAUCAGAUCCGACAAUGCCGAAGCAAAUCCACGAAAUCAAGGACUUCCUUUUGACAGCGAGAAGGAAGGAUGCUAGGUCUGUGAAGAUUAAGAGAAGCAAGGACAUUGUUAAGUUCAAAGUCAGGUGCUCAAGGUACCUCUACACACUAUGUGUCUUCGACCAAGAGAAGGCUGAUAAGUUGAAGCAGUCUCUUCCUCCGGGUUUGAGUGUUCAAGACCUUUGAAUAUCUCAGUAUCUGUCAUGAUGGUUCCCAACUGUGUCGGAAGUUUUUUAUAUACCCCUUUGUCUUUAGAAGAUUUUGUUUUUCUCUCUGCUCUCUGUCUUUUGAAUUACUAUGAAUCAGACUUUCCUUGAGUUUCUUUGUUUGAAUACUAUUAUGAGAGAAUGGAUUUGUAUUUUGCUAUCCGAUUAGUAAUAUAUAGAUCUCGAAAGAUCUCAGAGUUGUGUGCGUAUGAGAAUUAAGCACGCACAUCA
Molecule: messenger RNA, 551 nt
Organism: Camelina sativa (false flax)
Lineage: Eukaryota; Viridiplantae; Streptophyta; Magnoliopsida; Brassicales; Brassicaceae
Source: RefSeq, a predicted model, not a curated record